This is a messenger RNA of Daucus carota subsp. sativus, 1284 nucleotides long. Its product is annotated as RNA-binding KH domain-containing protein RCF3-like. Gene Ontology annotation, cellular component: cytoplasm; nucleus. The record is from RefSeq and is a predicted model, not a curated record. Gene Ontology annotation, molecular function: mRNA binding. Gene Ontology annotation, biological process: regulation of gene expression. The coding region runs from base 250 to 1284 and encodes 344 amino acids. The transcript is spliced from 2 exons. Lineage: Eukaryota; Viridiplantae; Streptophyta; Magnoliopsida; Apiales; Apiaceae.
CCUAGAUUCUGACGGUUUUAAAAGCGAAACCGGUAUAUAUAACUAGCCUACGUGUCUAUUGCAGGCUUUGACAGCUGACACCCAUAUAUUACAUGCAACUAUCUAAGCCAACUCAACGACACUUCUACUCGACUUCAUAAUCAACUUAAGUUUCAAAAGCCCCCGUACUCAAUUCCCCCAAAUUAAACCCUAAUUCGCGUAAUUUUCGCUACUAUUAUUCGAUUAUUUACAGUCUCGAGAUUCUACUUAAUGGACCGAUUCAGAUCUUACCGAUAUCACAAUCCCGAACCCUAUACUAGACCCCAACAACGAUUCGACGCCGCCGCCGCCAAUCACCGCCGUGACUCUAAUCCCGUGGUUAUUAGUUAUCGAAUUCUGUGUCAUGAUACUCAAGCUGGCUGUGUGAUCGGACAGGCCGGUAGCAUAAUUAAAUCGAUCAGGCAAACCACCGGUGCUUGGAUCAACGUGCAUGAUUUAAUGAUCGGUGAUGAGGAGAGGGUUAUCGAGAUUUAUGAUGCGCGGAGGAGAGAGAUGGAGGGAGGGAGUUCAUUCUCGCCUGCGCAGGAGGCCUUGUUUAUGAUUCAUGACAGGUUGCUCAAGAGUGAUCUUGAGGGACCUAGUGGGUGCAAUUUGGGCUUUGGAGGGGAGGAGUGGGGGAUUGGAGUGAGAGGAGGCGGAAUGCGGGUUGUUACGAGGCUCGUUGUGGAGAAAACGCAUAUCGGGAGUUUGUUAGGGAAAGGAGGGGGAAUUAUUGAGCAGAUGAAGGCGGAGACUAGGACUCAGAUUAAGAUUCUGCCUAUGGAUCGUAGUACUCCUAAGUGUGUAUCCAUGUCGGAGGAGAUUGUGCAGAUAGUCGGUAAUACAAUGGCUGUUAAGCAUGCUGUAACAAUCAUCUCCUCGCGGUUAAGGGAAAGUCAGCAUCGUGUUCACAUCAAUUUCCAAGGUCAGUUACCAUCACCAGAAUCUAGGUUAUCUGCAAACUUGCUGGGAGCCCGAGAAAAUAGUUAUCCAUCCCUUCAAUCAGCCGAGACGCUGGAAUCGUCAGCUGUUCCUAUGAUUGGUAAUACACAAACAUUUUCUGGCAAGAAUCUUGUAUUUGGAAUACUCUGCCCGGUUGACAAGAUUAAUCGUGUUGUUGGGGAGCCGGAUGGUAUUUUGAAUUUACUGCAAACUGAAGUUGGAGUUGCUAUUAAGGUUAUUGAUCCUGUGGUUGGCGCAGAUGAACAAAUAAUCAUCAUUUCUUCAGAGGAGGUACCUGCUAUCUAUGAUAAAACACGUGCUUGA